Molecule: messenger RNA, 3526 nt
Organism: Microbotryum saponariae
Lineage: Eukaryota; Fungi; Basidiomycota; Microbotryomycetes; Microbotryales; Microbotryaceae
Source: the annotation of a GenBank genome assembly
AUGCCAGGCCCUAAAGCAGCUCCCUCAACUUCCAAGCUCGACUCGCUCGAGACAGUUCAACGGACGCUGCAGCAGCAAGUGCCGCAACUGUUUGGCGCGUCGCAGCACUCGGUAGCGUCGCACCGCAAGAACAUCAACACCUUGCACGGCCUAUUUCUUCGAGCCGCGCAGGUCACGACCCUGUCCAACGAUGGAACGACGCUCAGGUUGACGGGCGAGAAAGCGUUCGGUGACGCGUUCCGGGCUGCGGUCGUUCAUCCGCUCGGCGUCAAGAAGGGUGUCGAGCAGGCCGAUCGCAUCAUCAAGUAUAUUGCGGGCUUCGUUGGUUUCGCGGUCGAGCACGGUAAGUUGGAAUCAAACUGUGGCAUAUUCGGUCAAAAGCGCAGCGCUCAUGUCGGCGUUCAUUUGCUUGCCAUCCCGUGACCAACUAGACUUCAAACAACGUGAGGCCGAAGCAGGCGAACAGGAUGACGACGAGGACGAGGACGGGCCCGCCUCGCGACUCGUGGCCCAACUCCUCGCCUUCUUGCUCAAAGGGUUCCAGGCCAAGAACAAGGUCGCUCGCUUCCGCAGCGUGCAACUCGUCGCGCUCAUGGUCAACAGUCUCGGCGAGAUCGAGUCAGUAUUUUCGCAUGCCUUGUCGGGCUUAGGGUACCCGCUCUGAUCUAACAUGCCCAUCUCUUCUUCAUCAGUGACGAUACUUAUCAGUUGCUCAAACAGGCCUUGCUCGAACGGGUGCGGGAUAAGGAGUCGACCGUUCGCAUGCAAGCCGUCGUGGCUUUGGCCAAGCUCCAGGAAGCCGACGAGGUCGAUGAGGAUGACGACGACGAGCUGAGCGUGUCAGAUGUGCUCAUCGACGUGCUCACCCACGAUCCUGCCGCGUGAGUUUUCACAUCCUCAUACAUCUCUCAUGGUGACUAUCAUAACAGAGUGAACGGGCAAGUGACUGAUCUAUCCCUGUGUAUAACAGCGAGGUUCGACGCGCCGCGCUCUUCAAUCUCAUCCCUUCGCCCAAGACCCUGCCGGCCUUGCUGAUGCGUACUCUGGACGUCGACCCCAUCAAUCGACGUGCCGCGUACCUUCAUGUUCUGUAUGAAAUCCCCUGUGCUCGGUUGACUCAGACACAGCGCGAGGACGCGAUUGCUCGUGGCUUGAGGGAUCGAGAGGAAGGGGUUCGACGAGCAGCCAAGAAAUUGGUUUCGAAGUGGGCCGAGGAAGCGGGAGGCGUCGUUCGGGUAUGUCCACCGAGAUUAUACUUGACCGCUCUAUCGAAAGCUGAACUUGCGCUCUCGUACAGUUUUUGAAAUUUUUCGAUCUUUAUGAAGGGAAAGCAGCGGAAAACAUUCUCUCGGCCAUCUUCGAAUCAAACCCAGCUCUCAUGGAAGGGAUGGACUUUGGAGGUAAGUCGCGGAUGUUGAUUUGUCCCUCAAUUCGCAGUAACUGAUUCCCUUCCCCUUGUGCCUCUCCCAAAGGUGAAUUCUGGCAAAGUCUAACCCCUCACACGGCCUUCACGACUCGCGUCUACUUGAACCAUCUGCGCCAACUCGAAGACCCUCGCCUCGCCGACCUCGAACCCGUCGUCACUGCCCUGGCCUUCUUCGUCCAAAACGAGUGGACCAAAUUGGUCGUAUCGCUCGACGCGGCCGAACGAGACGAAGGCGCCGAACUCGAGCUCGAGUUCGUCGUCGGUGAAUUGGUCGAGAUGGCCAUUGACCUCGAUUACGGUGACGAGAUUGGUCGUCGCAAGAUGUUCGAACUGAUGCGCGAGAUGAUGUCCAAUUCGAUUUUACCUUACUCGUUGGUGCCAAAGUGCUUGGACGUUUUGCUCAAGGUGACUUCGUCGGAGAAAGAAUUCAUGAGGAUCGUCGUCGAGAUCGUUCAAUCCCUUCGUGCGGACUCGCAUCUGAUGACGACAGACGAUGAUGCCGAUCUCGACAACGAUUCAGAAGAUGAAGACGAAGAUGAAGACGCGGAAGCUCGCAAGGCCCGGCGUAAGCGUCGCUACACGGCUUCCCAAGAGCCCGUCAUCUUCGCUCGACGCAAGCAACUUGAUUUGCGAUGCCUCGUGAUCGUCAAGGCCUUGCUCGAACGAGUCAUGGGCGUAAGUCUUUACCAACAGGUUUCAUCAAGGGGGGAGGGGGUGGGGCUGAUUUCUUUGGUGGCUUGAUUGAUGUGGAACAGGCGUUGCAAGAGAACUCGAUGCUUCACGGGCUCGUGACCGAACUGGUCGUGCCGGCGAUCAAGCAGAAGGAUCAAGAGGUCCGAUCGUCUGGCCUCGUCUGCCUCGGAUUGAUCUCCCUACUGGACAAGGUAAGCAGUUCGGCUGUGGCGGUGCGUGUGUUGGGGCGGCCGAGUGCUAAACGAUCUCAAUGACUCACUGCAGCCGACAGCGGUCGACUCGUUCGAGUUGCUCGCGCGCCAAAGUCAAGACACGGAGGGCGAGCUCCGGGUCAAGAUCUUGCAAACUCUCUUUGAUCUGCUUGUUUUGCAUGGGAUCAAUCUCGGCGCCGACCGCGGUUUCGGGGUGAGCUCAAGUUUUCUAAAUUGAACGAGUAUUUCGUCAAUGCUGACGGAACCACUUUGGCAUCACCUUUCGCUCCUAUAGGCCGACGUCAUUCUCGGCUUCCUCAUGUCCUCGCUGGAACAAGAAGAACCCGAAGCCGAAGCAACCUGCGUGAUCGGCGUAUGUAAACUUAUGCUCUCGAACCUUGUCACGGACGAAGAGAUUCUCUCCCGCCUCGUGCUCCUCUACUUUGCUUCCGAAACGAUCGACAAUCAAAAGUUGCGCCAAUGCCUCUCCUACUUCUUCCCCGUCUACGCAUAUUCGAACCCCGCGAAUCAACGACGGGUGUCCAAGGUAUUCUUGCCAACAUUGGCGUUGCUAAAGGACGUGUACGACGAAUUGGGUACGACGGAACGGAACGCCAUGGUUGCACCUUUACAAAUCGGUCUUCAAUUGCUCGACUGGACCGAUCCUCAAAAAUCGAUCCUAGCGGCCGAAGACACCAAAGCCUCUCGUGCCCAAUUCGACGACACGAUCCAUCUCGAUCUGAGCGUGCAAAUGAUCAAGGCACUGUUCCAACAAACCCUUAAGGACGAACGCAAGUUGUUGUGUCAACUUUUACCCAAGUUGUAUAUUCCCUUGGAAGCGCCGCGUUUGAAGGUCAAAGCUUUGUUGUGGUUGAUCAAAGCGACCAAAUCGAAGAGGGCUUUGUCGGACACGGUUUCCAAGAAUGCGCUGGAGAGGUUCGAGAAGAUGGUCGUCAAGACGUGCGAGGAACAGGUCAAUGAGGUGGAUGAGGAAGCGUGGCAAGCGUCGGUUGAGUUUGCUGAAGUUCGAGAUUUCGUCAAGACGAACCUUGAGGGGGUUCAAGAUGAGGAGGCGGGCCAGGAGGAUGAGGCUGAAUCAGCUGCUGAGCAGAGCGAGGAGGAAGAAGAGGCAAUUGCGCUUCCAGUCCGACGUGUGCCUGCUCCUCAAGCUGACGACGAGGACGAAGAAGAGGAGGAGGAAGAAGAUGACGAGUAA